AAACGGCCCCGUGGCGCUCUCGGGCGCAGAGCAGGUGCUGCUGGCCCUGGGCGCGGGCCAGUCGCUAAUCCCCGCGGGUGCAGCGAGGAGUCGCCAUAGCCAGCGGCAGGAGUCCCCGGCGGCGGCGCCUUUCGCAGGACCCACACUCCGGCCCCUUGCCAUGGAGAGCAGCCCCCCUUCUCCUGCAGAAGAGCCUCGCGGGGCGCAGAGCCCGGAGCCGCUCGGGGCAGAGGGCUCCCAAGAGCCGGAGGAGGGAGGGAGCGAGGAAGGGGCGACGGAGGAGAAGUCCCCCGGCCCCUGGCGGAAGGAGGGUGCAGCAGAAAGAGCAGCUGAAGGGAAGGGCCAGGAGGCGCCCGGGGACCGGGGCGCGGCGGAGAGCGGCGGAGAGGGGGAAGAGGAGGCAGGAGCAGGGAGCCCCGAGGGGCAACAGCAGGAGCCUGCCCCAGCGCACAGCCCAGCAGGGGAGCGUGCGGAGGAAAGGGCCGAAGGAGACGCCGGGGGAAGCGGGAAGGGCGAAGGACCUGCAGAGCUCGCCGCAGAGGAGAGCACCGGAGACGGGAGCCCGGGGCCAAGCCCCGCGGGGGAGAACACCGGAGACGGGAGUCCGGGGCCAAGCCCCGCGGGGGAGAGCACCGGAGACGGGAGUCCGGGGCCAAGCCCCGCGGGGGAGAGCACCGGAGACGGGAGCCCGGAGCUGAGCACCGGAGACGGGAGCCCGGAGCCAAGCCCCGCCGAGGAGAGCACUGGAGACUGGAGCCCGGGGCCAAGCCCCGCGGAGGAGAGCACCGGAGGAGGGAGCCCGGGGCCAAGCCCCGCGGAGGAGAGCACCGGAGGCGAGAGCUCGGAGUUAAGCCCCGCGGAAGGGGGACCCGCAGAACGUGCAGCCCCCGGGGCAGAAACCCCCCGGGCAGAAGAUCCUGCAGAGGCUGCCGGGGAGGAAGAAGAGCCUGAAGGAGACUCUGGGGAGGACGCGAGAGAGGAAGAAAAGCCCGGGGAUGUGGCAGGCGAGGAAGGAGCCGCCGAGGGAGAAGAGCGCGAAGAGGAGGAGAGAGAGGAAGAGGAUGGCAAGGAAGAUGCAACGGCAGAAGCAAAGCCCGAUGAAGGGGAGGAUGCAGCUGAGGACGAAACUAGGGCAGGAGAAAGUCCGGAAAGCACUGCACCAGCGGGAGCAAAUCCCGAAGACACUGAGCCAAGCGAAGAAAGCCCCGCGGCAGGAGACGUCGCAGGCCAUGCAACCGAGGAAAUACCAGCAGCAGAAGAACACGCAAGCACAGAGGAUGCUGCUACAAGAGAAAGCCCAGAGGACACCCCAGGUGGGGAUGAACUGAGCAACCACCUAACAGAGCCACAUGCAACCGGGGAGCCUGCGGGAGCGGAGAGAGGCGAAGAAGCCAUGAACCUGAACGGCAUGCAGGGCAGGGGCGAGGGAGAGGAAGAGGAUGAGGCGAGCACACCUGGUGAACCCGGGGAAGAGACGCAAGAGCAUGACAUCUCCCUCUUCGUCAAGGCUGGUAGUGACGGGGAAAGCAUUGGAAAUUGCCCAUUUUCUCAGCGUCUCUUUAUGAUUCUGUGGCUGAAAGGCGUUAUAUUUAAUGUAACAACUGUAGACUUGAAAAGAAAACCUGCAGACUUACAGAAUCUAGCCCCAGGAACAAACCCUCCCUUUAUGACUUUUGAUGGUGAAGUGAAAAUUGAUGUCAAUAAGAUCGAGGAGUUCCUAGAGGAAAAAUUAACACCACCAAGAUACCCCAAACUUGGGCCAAAGCACCCCGAAUCUAAUUCUGCAGGAAAUGAUGUGUUUGCAAAAUUCUCUGCUUUCAUAAAGAACACAAGAAAAGAUGCUAAUGAAAAUUUGGAAAAAUCCUUACUUAAGGCUCUAAGGAGGCUGGAUAACUAUUUAAAUACCCCCUUGCCUGAUGAAAUUGAUGCCUAUAGCACUGAAGACAUCACUGUUUCCAGCAGGAAAUUCCUGGAUGGAGAUGAGCUCACCUUAGCAGACUGCAACCUCUUACCAAAGCUCCACAUCAUUAAGGUUGUGGCAAAAAAAUAUAGGAAUUUUGAGUUUCCAUCUGAAAUGACUGGGAUCUGGAGAUAUUUGAACAGUGCUUAUGCUAGAGAUGAAUUCACAAAUACUUGUCCUGCCGAUCGAGAAAUUGAAUUUGCAUAUUUGGAUGUUGCAAAGAGAAUGAAGUGAUGGAUUAAAAGAUAUCUCUAUUCUACAUUUCUUCAGAGAGCUGGAUGGGAACAAACCAAGAUAAAAACAGAGUACAUUAUGCAGCAUAAUUUUAAAUUCUGUGACUGGCCAAUCCUUUUCUUUUCUUGCAUUAUAUUAAGCUCAGUCUUAAAUUAUAUGUAUGUCUGCUUGUGUGUGUAUACACAUGCGUGUGCACACGUGCACACACACACACGUGUGUUACGCAUUCUGUGUUAAAGGUAUCAGAUCAAAAUUCAAACAUUUGUUGAAAUUACAUUAAUGGGCUAGGCGCACAAUUAUUACAAUGUGGCUGGUUACUCAUGGAAAAAACACUUAAUUUUGAGAGUAAUAUUCCCUACUUCUUAAACAUCUAGCGUGCUUAUUGCUGCCCCUAAUUUCUCAGUUUAUUUCAGCGCUAUUGUCAAAACUGACAGUUGACCUAGAGAUUUGUCUGAGAGGCAGAGGAACAUUUUUCUCUCAAGAUGUACCUAACAGAAAGUAUCUGUGACCUUCUGGGCUGCAUAAAUCUUGGAAGACAGCACUAUUGCUGUUGGCUGCACACUAGGCUGGUUUAUCCAGGAGAAAGAUCUGGUUUGAUGUGGAACCAACUCCCUCUUUCAAAAGCAACAACUCUAUAUGCCAAGGAGCUGUGGAUCAGUUCAACAAAAACCCUGUUUCUCCCACUGCACAAGUCCCUAUUCUGUAUAUGUCUAGCCCUCAUCUCUCUAAGAUCUGCACAACCCAGGACUUCCUCCUGCCCUAGAAGUGGAGAGGAAUAAAUAUUGCAGCUGACCUGUGAACUAUGCAAUAAAGUUACUUGGUAUAAGUGAAAAGAGAGGGGUCCUGCCCCCUGCACUGGGAGAGGAAAUGGAAAACCUCCCAGCCCCGAUUACUGAACUGAGGCCCCCUCCUCGACCCCUACUUGGUAUUAGAAAGUAAUGAACAUGGGUGCAGGAGGGCUAUUUAGGAGGUAACCCUUUCCUUCUUCCUGACUGAACUCCAGAAUGUGCUGUACAACCAGUACCAGUGAGACUACCCCAUUCCCUUGGAACAGGGAACAUACCAUCAGAGGUCUAUGGAACAUGAUUGGGUUACAGCCACAGAGGCUGCUUUCUGUUGGUACAGCCCUCAGAGGCACAACCUGUGCAAACCACAGCCCCUGCACUUGCCUAGGAGCAAGAGCUCCAGCCCAGCUACCAAAGCUGUGUUAUCCCUAUGGUCACCAGGGGGGCGGUCUCUGAUGCUUUUGCACGAUAUAUUUUUGAUAGGGUUAUGUGUAACUAAACAUGCAGUAGAUCUAUGCAUACUAGAUAGAUAUGAAAUAGAUCAAAGGGUCUAAUAGAAUAGCUAAGUUUAAAAAAAAAAAACCUCUAUUUUAGAAUAGACAACCUAUUCCAUAUCAAGCAGACAUCUACUUUUCUUACAAGUUUUACUUGAUUGUAUAUUUCCAGUUUUCAGGUAUACUUUGAUUGCACUGUUCAAUUAUAAAAAUACUCAGUUCUGAUGCAUAUCUUGUAUCACAGUUAUUUUUAAACAGUGUUAAAUAUUGAAUUUUUAUUUUGUUUUCUUUAGAGAAAACAGACACUUAAACCUGUUUUGCAGUACAGAACUUAAAUACUGGGGUUGAUAGCUGAGCAAUCACUCACCAAAUGUUACUAACUGCUGCUUUGUAUUUUCCAACAUACAUAUAUAUAUUCUAUAUAAUCUUUUCAUAUGCCUUACAAAUUUGAACAGAAAAUACACAAAUUGAUAAGUAAAUUGAAUAUCCUGUGUUUAUUUCAGUGCCAGUUUCCUGACUACGUGCAGUCUAUCAUUAGCCGGGAUUUUGAGAGAGAGAGAUUAACAAAACCUUGAUUUGUCUUUAAGAACUGGAAGAACAUUUUAGGCCCCGUCCUGCAAUCAGUCCCACACGGGUGCAAGGAUCUGCACACACAGAUCUGAUUUCAGGAUUCAAUCCCCAGUCUUGCUGUGUGUGUGUGGCUUAUUGCUGAUUCAACUGAUAAUGGUUUACUGUGUUAGCUACAUUUUUUAAAUCAGUAAAGACUAUCAGCUGUUAUCCACCUUUAAUCAAUAUGAAAUUCAACAUUACUAUGUAAUACGGUCUGUUGUAUAGCAAUAUUGUAUGUGCUUUACUUCUUUUUUUUUUUUGCCUUGAGUUCAUCUGGGGCCCUCACUUAGACACAAACCACCCUCAAGUUUAUGCCCUGUGCUCUUCUGAGCCUGCAGUCUCAUUCCUUUCAGCCAAAGGGGGCAUACCCUGGAUAUGUAGAAAGUAAAAUAAAUAAAUAUAUAUAUAUAUUUAAAAUCCUACAUCAUUCUGAAGUAUAGUUUGCUGAGAUGGAGGGGCUUUGUCCCUGGAUAAGACUGAAAUCUGUUUUUUGUUAUUCCCAUGCUCCUCUCCCAUCCAGCUGGAGGAAGAGGUUUAUGGCCCCAAUCCUACAAUUCAUUUCUCCUGGGUGGAGUAAAUUGCAGGAUUGGGGCCAACCUCAGCCUCAUAUAUCGUGCUACUGAAAGAACAGAAUACAACCGGGAGUUAAAGAUUUCAGGAAAUAUAGUUAGAUGAUAGUAUAAGCAGGGAUGGUCAAAAAGUGUAGAAAACUGAAAAUUUUUCAUAGUUUUUUGUGAAGCAUUUUCAUUUAAAUUUUAAAAAAGAUUUAUAUUAUAUAAUGAUGGUCAAAAAUAGCAACAACUUUUCACAAAAAAUGCAAAAAUAAUUUCACCUACAUUUCAAACAAUGGAAAGUUCUUGAUCAACUCUAAUUAGCUGUCCAAUUAGGGUUGCCAACUUUGGUUGGAUGAAUUCCUGGAGGUUUCAUCACACAACAUUAUCUUUAAUUAAAGAUGAAUCUUUAAUUCCUGGACACUCCAGGACAGUCCUGGAGGGUUGACAAUCCUAUGUCCCAUACAUAUAAAUGAUACACCAGAUUGCAACACAUGAAGCCUUCACAUUUGUGAUGGGCUUUAAAAGCAGAAUGAGAAAGACAUAUUCUGUGACAGGCCAGCUAGGGCAGGAAAGGAUUCCACACAGCUCAUUGGGGGCAUGCCUCACGGUAGAACAGAAAACUAAAUGCCCUGCCCCUUUAAAAGCCAAUUGCAACAACAACAACCUGUUUUCCCUCAGCCAAAGCAAAGGAUUGCUUUAAAAAAAUCCCAGAGGGAGGGAUAAGACCUCACCUCAGCGCCAGUCCCCUUCAGAGAUCCAUCUUCUCAUGACCACAUUCACCUCCUAGUGGGAUAAACCUCCCUCCUGCACUAGCAAGAGGAAUUAAUAAAUUCCCCACAGCUGGCUGUGCUCUACUAUCCUACACAUAGGAAAUGCCCUAGGCUGGGAACUCCACCUUCCCCAUUAACCUACUUUAAUUCAGCUGCCCUUUUCAGUGCUUAAUUUUUCUAUUUAUGGGACAUCAGUGCAGCAUAGUCAAGCGUUCUUGUAAAAGCUCAAACCAAACUAACAACAGAGAAACCCUCUUACCACUUAUUUAGGAACAAACUUAAUGGGGAAUCAGGUAGUGCUCUGGCAAUACAUUCGUGAUACGGUGUGGUCUCAGUCUCAGCCACAGGGUAAUUGUAAAAAUAAAAAAGUUCUUGUUUUGUGUUUAACUGUUUUUGAUCAUAUGCUUGGAUCUGUUCAUCGAGGUGGCACCAUAUAUCACUGCAAUCAGAGGUGAAACAGCUCCCUCUUUGGUCCAGCCCACUGUCUGGUUACUGUUGUUAUAAAUGAUUUGUACUAAAGUUGUGCUAAGAGGUCCCAUUCUAUUAGGCACUGUAGAAAUGCCCUGUAAGAGACAGCACCUUCCCCAAAGAAUUUAUAAUCCCAGGCUCCAAUCCUGCAAUUAAUAAAGUAUGGAUGAACAUGCUGCACAGCCUGGGG
Molecule: messenger RNA, 6064 nt
Organism: Chrysemys picta bellii (western painted turtle)
Lineage: Eukaryota; Metazoa; Chordata; Testudines; Emydidae
Source: RefSeq, a predicted model, not a curated record